Molecule: messenger RNA, 970 nt
Organism: Rhinichthys klamathensis goyatoka
Lineage: Eukaryota; Metazoa; Chordata; Actinopteri; Cypriniformes; Leuciscidae
Product: thaicobrin-like
Exons: 1
Coding region: 177-710 (177 amino acids)
Molecular function (GO): protein binding
Source: RefSeq, a predicted model, not a curated record
ACAAAUGUCUGAAUCCCAUAUUUAAUGUUUGUAGUUGAUGCCGUUAAACGCUGAUGAUAAAAACGAGUGUGAAACUAAUAACAGCACUGACAGUGAUCAGAGGAAAAUGAGUUUGAUCAACAGGACGAGUGUCAUAAUUCAUAAUAAUCUGUGUUGGGUUCACUGUUGAUCAUUAUAUGAAGAUCAGAAUAAAAGCAUCUGUUGAUUGUGUCUCAUCAGCUCCUGUGAUUCUGGAUCCAAACACUGCGAAUCCACAUCUCGUCCUGUCUGAUGAUCUGACCAGUGCGAGUCUCAACGGGAACUAUCAAACUCUUCCUGAUAAUCCAGAGAGAUUUGACUGGUGUGUGUGUGUUCUGGGUUCAGAGGGUUUUAACUCAGGAACACACUGCUGGGAUGUGGAGGUUACAGAAAGUAAAUACUGGAGUCUUGGAGUAACUACAGCAUCAGUCCAGAGGAAGGGACGUGUUUUCUUCAACACUGAUGUCUGGUGUAUGUCGUACGGAUGGAUUGGAGGUUGUGGUUUGCCUGUUAAACAGAAGCUUGAUCGUGUGAAAGUGAAUCUGGACUAUGAUGGAGGAACGGUGUCGUUCUCUGAUCUUGUAACUAACACACAUCUACACACAUUCACAGCCACCUUCACUCACACACUCUUUCCAUUCUUCUGUUGUUAUUCUGACUCUCUGAGGAUCUUACCGGUCAAUAGUCAGUAAACGCCACUCCUGUAGAUCUGGAUCUUCCUGCUCUCAUCAUGUUUCCAAUAUUUACUCCAUAUAUCAUGAGUAAGAGUGCUGUUGAUCUGAGUAUCAGUACGGUGGCUGUGAUUGGGCCGUGAUGAUCACAUGACUGAUUUCCAGCACUACAGCAACACACACACUCUCAUGUUGCUUUAACAGAUCAAUAAACAACAGUGAAGUUUGUCACUUUGCUCAUUUUUACAUAAUUAUAUAAUAUUUUUUUCUUUAAACUGAGC